CCCCCCGCCGCGCUGCAGACGCGCAGGUGCGUGCGGCCGCGCCCGCCCGGAGCCCCGCAGCCCCGGGCUCGCCAUGGAGCACAUCCGCACGCCCAAGGUCGAAAAUGUCCGCUUGGUAGAUCGAAUAUCUUCUAAAAAAGCAGCCCUAGGGACUUUGUAUUUGACGGCUACUCACGUCAUAUUUGUGGAAAAUGCACCUGACACAAGAAAAGAAACAUGGAUUCUUCACAGUCAGAUUUCCACCAUUGAAAAACAGGCUACAACCGCGACUGGAUGCCCUCUGCUUAUUCGCUGCAAGAACUUUCAGCUGUUGCAACUCAUCGUACCUCAGGAGAGGGACUGCCACGAUGUGUACAUCUCUCUGAUACGCCUUGCAAAGCCAGUGAAAUAUGAGGAAUUAUACUGCUUUUCAUUCAACCCCAAGCUGGAUAAAGAAGAAAGAGAGCAAGGCUGGAUGCUGAUCGAGCUCAGUGAAGAAUACAAACGAAUGGGCCUCCCAGAUGAUUAUUGGCAGCUCAGCGAUGUGAACAGAGACUACAGAGUUUGUGAUUCUUACCCUACUGAACUCUAUGUUCCCAAAUCGGCCACAGCACACAUCAUACUGGGGAGUUCCAAAUUCCGGAGCAGACGGCGAUUUCCUGCCCUUUCUUACUACUAUAAAGAUAACCACGCCUCCAUCUGCCGGAGCAGCCAGCCCCUGUCCGGUUUCAGUGCGCGGUGCCUGGAAGACGAGCAGAUGCUCCAGGCCAUCAGGAAAGCCAAUCCAGGAAGCGACUUCAUUUACGUCGUCGACACACGGCCUAAGCUUAAUGCAAUGGCAAAUCGUGCUGCAGGGAAAGGCUAUGAGAAUGAAGACAAUUAUUCCAAUAUCAAGUUUCAGUUUAUCGGGAUAGAGAACAUCCAUGUCAUGAGGAACAGUCUGCAGAAAAUGCUGGAAGUGUGUGAACUUAAGUCUCCCUCCAUGAGUGACUUUCUGUGGGGACUGGAGAACUCUGGCUGGUUAAGGCACAUCAAGGCCAUCAUGGAUGCAGGAAUCUUCAUUGCAAAGGCAGUUUCAGAGGAAGGGGCAAGCGUGCUUGUUCACUGUUCCGAUGGCUGGGACAGGACUGCCCAGGUGUGCUCGGUGGCCAGCCUCCUGCUGGAUCCGCACUACCGGACUCUGAAGGGCUUCAUGGUAUUAAUUGAAAAGGACUGGAUUUCCUUUGGUCAUAAGUUUAAUCACAGAUAUGGCAAUCUAGAUGGUGAUCCAAAAGAAAUCUCCCCAGUUAUUGACCAGUUCAUUGAGUGUGUCUGGCAGUUAAUGGAACAGUUUCCCUGUGCCUUUGAGUUCAACGAGAGGUUUUUGAUUCACAUUCAACAUCACAUUUAUUCCUGCCAGUUUGGAAACUUCUUAUGUAACAGCCAAAAGGAGAGACAAGAACUCAAAAUUCAGGAAAGAACAUACUCUUUAUGGGCUCACCUGUGGAAGAAUCGGGCCGACUACAUGAAUCCUCUAUUUAGAGCUGAUCACAGUCAGACCCGGGGAAUCCUUCGUCUCCCCACCACGCCAUGCAACUUCAUGUACAAGUUUUGGAGUGGAAUGUAUAACCGCUUUGAAAAGGGACUGCAGCCCCGACAGUCAGUUACGGAUUACCUCAUGGCAGUGAAGGAGGAAACCCAGCAGCUGGAGGAAGAACUAGAGGCCCUGGAAGAGAGGCUGGAAAAAAUUCAAAAAGUCCAGUUAAAUCACACUAAAGUGAAGAGUAAGCCAAGUGAACCCAGCAAACACUCAGGGUUUUCUACCUCAGACAACAGCACAGCCAACACUCCCCAGGAUUACAGUGGGAACAUGAAGUCAUUUCCAUCCAGGAGCCCUUCACAAGGCGAUGAAGAUUCUGCUCUGAUUCUAACCCAAGACAAUUUGAAAAGCUCAGAUCCAGAUCUCUCAGCCAACAGUGACCAAGAGUCUGGCGUGGAGGAUUUGAGCUGUCGGUCUCCAAGUGGUGGGGAUUGUGUACCAAGUGAAGACAGUGCCAAGGACCGGGAUUCUGAUGAAGCCGUGUUUCUCACUGCCUGAAGUUUCUCUGUGGAGUUUCAAACUAAAGGACACACAGGAAACACUUUCCAAAAAUAAGGGAACAGUGCAAUUUAAAAAAAUAACUCAAGAAAUGGUAUGUGUCAUUGAGAAUCAUAAAAUGUAGCAAUGAAAAGGGAAAAAAAGGCCAGCUCUUAGUUUCUUUAGAUGUUGAAGAACAGGAAGUAGCCAUUUCUUUUACCAAAUAAAUAUAAGGAAAAUUAUUCCCCAUUUCAAAAAUCACUCUAGACUAUGGAAGUUUUAUUCACUAUAGAGCAGUGACCUCUACCAUCACCUGAGGUUAUCGAUACGAAUCUUCCUUGUCAUAGCAUGCAUCUGCUCAGAAAGUGCCCUGACCCCUCCCCUAGCACCUGUUACCAUCUUCAGUCUUUCCCCUUACUUCACUUCCACAUGCAUAUUUUGUUUUCUAAAACAUCUGAUGUUACCUUCCUUCCUGUUAUCAACAUUUGUAAUAACAGAGCACACUGUUGACAUGCACCCUUUUGGUUAGUAGAUAUAUUUCUGUAACUGAGGAGCUUUGUAAUUGCUUAAGCUUAUCUUUCAGGUUAACUUUUCCUUAGAUAAUCUGAAUUGUUAUAAUAAUUUUGUUGCCUUUUUCUGGAGUCUCUUACUUCUCAUCAUCACUUAAAAAAGCUAAAACUUAUAACUCCCUUUUUCUCUAACACAGGUCUAAUACCUAAUAAAGUAGAAGCAACAUUUA
Diceros bicornis minor is the source of this 2774-nucleotide messenger RNA. It is a transcript of the gene MTMR7, whose product is annotated as myotubularin related protein 7. The record is from RefSeq and is a predicted model, not a curated record. Gene Ontology annotation, biological process: phosphatidylinositol dephosphorylation. Bases 74 to 2056 code for a protein of 660 amino acids. The transcript has 14 exons. Gene Ontology annotation, molecular function: phosphatidylinositol phosphate phosphatase activity. Lineage: Eukaryota; Metazoa; Chordata; Mammalia; Perissodactyla; Rhinocerotidae.